ACCCCCGUGAUCGUAUUCAGAUUACCCUAGACCGUCGUUUCGGCACAAGAUCGAUGGUCUCUUCGAGUUCUGGCACGUUUGCCACAAAAACGAGUGCGCGAAACCAACAGUUGGUUGCGAGAAGCCGUCGCGACGUCACGCGUCCAUGUUUCAGGUGCAUCCGAAACUAGUGAAAACGGUUUUUUGUCGGCGCUGCGUUUAGCGGUGCUCUGAUCUGUGUCGGUGGUAUUUACCAAACUUGGUUUCAGCCUUCCUCCUCCUUCUCCUUCCUUCUUUUCCUUCUCUCGGUCUUCUCAGCAUGGAUGACAAGGGUGCCACAAGUGAAAAGAAGAAGACCCCGCAUGUACGUGUCACAUGGUUGUACAAUUGUUUCGACGAAGGUCGACGAUCGAUGGAUCCGAAGACACAACUAUUGCACUGCACCACGUUCCUGUGCAGAUGAAUAGCGACUCCUCCAAACCAGCAAAACAACGUCCCAACUGGGAUUAUUGAAGAAAAACUCCUCAUCUCGAACGGAAAUCAUGGAGUGGAAAAGGGGAAAUAAGAAUGGUCCCUAGUUUAGCCGCAAGGCUGAUAGACUGACGCAAAUGCUUUCAUUUGUGAUGUUCCGCGAAAUGAACCGAUCGGAACAAGAAAAUUUAUACAGAACCUCUAGGAAACUCAGCUUGGUUCCCUUGGCUGGAAAUCAAUCUUUCGGCAAUCUUCACGACUGCUCCAGGAGACAUUCUGCCAUAAGACCGGAUGAACCCUCUCCGUCUACGUUCACUGGCGAAGAUCUGGUGCUAAGUGUCCUGAAGAGUCCUGUGAAUCAUAUGGGGCUGGAUACGACCGGAACCCUAGUCACAAAUUGCGACGUGACACCGGCUUCGGAGGAGGAGGAGCUUUGCGUUAUCGAUACACAGGAUCAGGAUACAAGGUUCAAAGCUACCAUCAGUGAAGAUGAGCUCACUGAAGAGUUAUCCGAACGGCUCCCUUUCCUCCAGAGGAUCAGGAGAGGACACCGGUUUGCAGAGCCCCAUCACAAACGCGUUCCCACACCUCUCAAGCGCAAACAUCAGAGGUACACGAGGAACCACAAAUCUAAGGAUGUGAUCCAACCCGAAGACAUCGUCGACGAGGAGGAUCCUGAAGAAGCACCGUCCACCACACCGAGAGGUGUACCCGAUCCCUAUUAUCCCAUUUACCUUCCCAUCGACCAGGCCUUCAAGGCCAAGUACGUUUUCCACCAUAAAAAAGGUAAAACCUUCCAAGAACGAACUUAUGUGUUUUUAGAGCAUCCGGGGGGAUGGUUGUGUUUUUUCUACCAUUUUACAGUAUUUAUGCUAGUGCUAGUGUGCCUGAUAUUUAGUGUGUUAUCAACGAUAGAAUCAUACACGAAUUUCGCCAACGAAACUUUAUUUUGGAUGGAGAUAUGUUUGGUUGUUUUUUUCGGUGCGGAGUAUUUGGUACGCCUAUGGUCAGCCGGAUGCAGAUCGAAAUAUAUGGGUGUUUGGGGUCGACUGAGGUUCAUACGAAAACCCAUUUGUAUCAUAGACUUAAUAGUUGUCGUCGCAUCAAUGAUUGUACUUACCCUCGGUUCAAAUGGAAGAGUUUUCGCAACUUCAGCCAUUCGAGGAAUACGCUUUCUUCAGAUUCUCCGAAUGCUUCACGUGGAUAGACAGGGAGGCACAUGGAGAUUACUCGGCUCUGUGGUUUUCAUUCAUCGGCAGGAGCUAAUCACAACCCUCUACAUCGGAUUUUUAGGCCUUAUAUUCAGCAGUUAUUUCGUUUAUUUAGCUGAAAAAGAUGCCGUUGGAGCGGAUGGAAAAAAUACGGGAGAUUUUUCAAGUUACGCUGAUGCAUUAUGGUGGGGUGUCAUCACUGUGACCACCAUAGGAUAUGGGGAUACAGUACCGAGGACAUGGAUGGGAAAGAUAGUGGCCUCCUGUUUCAGCGUUUUCGCGAUAUCUUUCUUUGCCCUUCCUGCAGGUAUUCUUGGUUCCGGUUUUGCUCUCAAAGUGCAGCAGAAACAACGUCAGAAACACUUCAACCGUCAGAUACCUGCAGCUGCAAUGCUGAUACAGUGCUUAUGGCGCUGUUUCGCAGCAGAUAAAAGCUUCAACUCCCUGGCAACUUGGCAGAUAUAUUUGAAUGACACCAACGAGACACCACUUAAUACUGCCUCUAGUUCAACAAACUGCAAUAUCCCACUUUCGAAGGUCGCUAAAAAGGCCUCAGUGCUUAAGAGAAGGAAAUCUAAGAACAGAAUGGAGAGAUCCGACACCUUGGCUGGCACACCUGGAACGCCGCAACAAGACGCGCCGCCACAACAGCACUUGACGGCCGCGAACAAUUCAAGAUGCGAAAGCGAAACAGACAUCAUAUACUACAUGGAAGAGCCAAAAGCAGGAACACCUAAUCGAAUUCGGCGAGGUGAGCGUGAAAGUGCUAGAGGAAACGUGUUUAUGAGCCAAACAAGCACAGUAACAGAGGCUGCAAGCGACGAUAUCGACGAUUUUGAUGGGGAAUUACCUCGAGUUACUCAACUCACAGAAGCACACAAAAAUGCUAUUCGAGCAAUAAGGAAGAUUAAAUACUUCGUUGCAAGAAGAAAGUUUCAACAAGCCAGAAAACCCUACGAUGUUCGUGAUGUGAUAGAGCAGUAUAGCCAAGGACACCUUAAUAUGAUGGUCCGAAUAAAGGAAUUGCAAAGGAGGUUAGAUCAAACUCUGGGAAAACCUGGGAGCUAUUUGGCAGGAAUCGACAGGGUCGGUAAUGUUAAACCUAUGACAGUCGGUGCCCGUCUUUACAGAGUUGAGCAGCAGUUGGGCUCCAUGGAUAAAAAACUUGACACCCUGACACAAAUCCUCAACGUUAUAACACAGAAACAACAAAAUCAGUCAAAUAUGGCACUUAGAGCAACAGAAGAUAAUGUUCACUUCUAAUAAAUCGAUUAAAAACUGAAAGAGAACAAACAUCUCAACUACUUUAAUGCAAAUAAAGACUUUGCUGAUGGUC
Messenger RNA from Coccinella septempunctata (seven-spotted ladybird), 2997 nucleotides. RefSeq names its product potassium voltage-gated channel subfamily KQT member 1 (gene KCNQ). Gene Ontology annotation, biological process: transmembrane transport; potassium ion transport. NCBI's taxonomy places the organism in Eukaryota, Metazoa, Arthropoda, Insecta, Coleoptera, Coccinellidae. Gene Ontology annotation, cellular component: voltage-gated potassium channel complex; membrane. The transcript is spliced from 14 exons. The coding region runs from base 588 to 2924 and encodes 778 amino acids. Gene Ontology annotation, molecular function: voltage-gated potassium channel activity. The record is from RefSeq and is a predicted model, not a curated record.